Molecule: messenger RNA, 1812 nt
Organism: Bacillus rossius redtenbacheri
Lineage: Eukaryota; Metazoa; Arthropoda; Insecta; Phasmatodea; Bacillidae
Product: O-acyltransferase like protein-like
Exons: 12
Coding region: 1-1812 (603 amino acids)
Molecular function (GO): acyltransferase activity, transferring groups other than amino-acyl groups
Source: RefSeq, a predicted model, not a curated record
AUGACGACAGCCGCCGGUGUGGCUUCUUUUCUUCUCCCGUCGUUUCUUCUUCUGCUCGGGAGCGCUCAGGCGUCUUCCGCCGCGCCGGGCUACCAGGCGAACAUGACGGGCGAGGAGGACACGUGGGCGGCGUGCUGGCCGCGGUCCUGCGCGCGCGGGGUCCUGCAGGACCUCCUGCGGCGGCGACUGCCCGCGCGCGGCGUGCGCGUCAGGCACUGCGGCCUGCGCCAAGGUCACAGCUGGGACGCCGCGGACAUCGCCUUCGCGUCGCUGCUGGGAGUCCUCUUGGUGCUUCUGGUAGCUUCCACGGCCUUCGACGUCGUGGCGACGAAGAGGAAUAUUCCAGACGAGGAGAAGGCCUGGCGCGCGUGGUUCUCGCUGGUGAAGGGCUGCAGGCAGCUGGGGGCCGCCGCCUGCCCGGGGCUGACCCUGGCCUCUGUGCACGGCCUCAGGUGCCUGCUGGCCCUGUGGGUGCUGCUGGCCAACUCUUACCGCGCCGACAGCCUCUUCCCCGCCGCCAACCCGCGCUUCUUCAGCGAGCUGGCGGGCGCGUGGUGGGGGAAGCCAAUCGCGCUCGGAGCCGGCCAGGCCGCCGACGCCUUCCUCCUGCUGAGCGGCGCGCUGGCCUGCCACUGCUUCCUGCGCGACCGCGGAGUGGACGAGACCUUCAGCCCCGCCGGCCUCUGCAAGUUCUACGCCUGCCGGCUCGUCAGGUUGACGCCGGUGUACGCCGUGGUGGUCGGGCUGCACUGCUGCCUGCUGGCGCGCCUCGGGUCCGGCCCCACGUGGGACGCCGAGGCCGGUCUGGCGCGCGACGCCUGUCGCUCCGGCUGGUGGCGCAACCUGCUCUUCGUCAACAACUACCUGCCCGGAGACCCGCAGUGCAUGGGCCAGACGUGGGCCCUGGCCGCUGACGUGCAGUUGUUCGCCCUGUCGCCGGCCGUGCUGUACCCGCUGUGGAAGUGGGCCGACCGCGGCAAGGCGGUGCUGGCGGCGUGCUCCGUCCUGGCCGUGGCGGCGCCCUUCUGGUGCACGUACGUCGCGGCCGUAUACGACCUGCGCCCGGCCAGUGCUGGCGGGACUGACGUCUUCCCUCCGCUGGAGACGUGGUCGCUGAUGAGGGCCACCCCCUACCUGGGGGGCAUCGCCCUGGGCUACGUCCUGCACUGCACCAAGUGCCCCACCAAGCUCACCAUCUGGAUCCCGAAGGCGGUGGUGGUCGGCGGCUGGCUGUGUUCGGCGCUGCUCGCGACGGCGGCGGUGCUCCUGAGCGGCGAGUACCCGCGCGCCGACUACCCCAUGACGGCGGCCUGCCUCGCCGGCCUCUGCCCGCUCGCCUGGGCGCUGGCCGUCGCCUGGUGCGUGCUCGCCUGCGAGAAGGGCUACGGAGGCUGCUUGUACGACGUGCUGUCCUGGAGGGGCUUCCAGCCGCUGGGACGCCUGUGCUACGGCGUCUUCCUCCUGCAGGACAUGCUGUUCGUGGCGCGGCGAGGUCACUCCGGGUCCUUGCAGCACUUCUCGCACUUCUCGCAGAUAGAGAGGAUUAUAGGUGACGCAGUCAUCCUACUGACGCUGUCGGCCGUGUUGUACGUCACAGUGGAGCUGCCUUCCAUCAGCUUGUGCAAGCACUUCCUCAAGCCAGCUCCCAGAAGAGGUUCCAACUCGAGUCUCUCCGGCGGGUUAGGCGGUCAGCUGGGGCUGGCCAGGAACAUACAGUUCCUGAGCAACGACAGCUUCGCCGCCAGGAAGAACCGCGGCGGUCCCGGCAGGAAGACGUCCCCCGUGACUCCGGCGACGGCCGCCGCGAGAUGA